Salvelinus sp. IW2-2015 is the source of this 5471-nucleotide messenger RNA. It is a transcript of the gene kif14, whose product is annotated as kinesin family member 14. Gene Ontology annotation, molecular function: ATP binding; microtubule binding; microtubule motor activity. The record is from RefSeq and is a predicted model, not a curated record. Lineage: Eukaryota; Metazoa; Chordata; Actinopteri; Salmoniformes; Salmonidae. Gene Ontology annotation, biological process: microtubule-based movement.
GUUUGAAAUCGACGCGGGGCAGACGUGGAAGAGAUGUCAACCACUGAAAUGGGGAAGAUGUGCACUUUCAUUGAUUUGUCUACAGAUAACGUUGGUAACAUUUUUCUUUUGGAAUUGACGAAAUAUUUUAAUAUAUUUAUUAUUAUUUUUUAAAUAAACUCAGCCAUGUCUUUAUAUUCGAUACAAGCGAAGAAGCACACCGCUUUUUAUGACAAUGUCUUGACAUCAAGGGUUCCUGACACGAAAGACCAAAAAGCUGCAGGAGGAAUGAUCAAAGGGGACGAUACGAAAUUAUUGACAUUGGAUAAAACCAAGGAGAUAAACACGACCUAUUUGAACUCUGCGCUGUCAAAAACCGGAGGCCAGAGGAAUGGCACCCCCGGUCGAGGGCGUCUACAGAGGAAAACGGGUACGAACGGCGACAAAGUGAUGAGUGAAAAUACAAUGGAAAUCACUCAGAAUACGACACCGGUACCCGAGAAAAGACUCACGUUGCAACGCAGAACCAGGACCGGUUCAAUUGACAAAAGCGCAAGUAAUGACACCAGCAAAGCAACAGAGAGCUCGAGACAACACUGGGUCAGUGGUACCGACUCUCAUCAUUCCAAAGUUCUCUCUGAAUCAAACCCUCGAACGCCUGUUAGUGCAGUUGUAUUGCGGUCAUUCAGUCUGAGGGACAGCUCAUCUAGAAGUAAAUCAAGAGAAGCUGUUCAUCUUUUAAACACUCCAGCUAAAGGAGUCAAACUAUUUGCACCAAAACAGCCAGCAGCCCCGGGUAAAGUAGAUGUGAAAAAACCAGAGGAUCAUACCAGAACUGUUUCAACACCCACAAAAAAGACUCCAUUCGAGAAAAUCACAGCAAAGAAGGAUGCCUUUGAGAGGUUGGCUGGGAAAGAGAUCCCAAAAAUGGUGUCAGUAAAAACGGUGGGCCUAGAGAGGCCGAAGACGCACGCACAGGUGACUGUGGAAGCUGCGAAGCCUGUUGCAACUCCCCAUACUAACAAGUUUCUGGUCAGUAGUCAAAGAGCAAACGUGACCUCCAACUUGCCAGGGCAGGUGAGAAAGUACUCAAUCCAUAGUGACCUGACCAUGGCUAGGUCCUCGACUCCUGCGCCUACCUUCUCCACCGAGCUUUUGCUCCCACCCAGUGCGAUGCUAAAGCACAAACAGGAUACCCUGAAAAUGGAGAACAGUGCCGUGACAGUUGCAGUCAGAAUGAGGCCAUUCAACACCAGGGAGAAGACUGAGAAAGCAUUGCAGGUGAUCUUCAUGGAUAACCAGGAGACUCUUGUCCAACAUCCAGACACCAAGCAGAGCUACUCCUUCACGCAUGACUUCUCCUUCUGUUCCGUCGACAAAAGCGACCCCGGCUUUGCCAGCCAGCAGACAGUGUAUGAAAAACUAGCAAAGCCACUUCUGGAGAGGGCCUUUGAGGGCUUCAACACCUGUCUGUUUGCAUAUGGCCAAACUGGAUCUGGGAAGUCUUACACUAUGAUGGGUGUUGGGGAAGAGGCAGGUGUAACACCAAGAUUCUGCGAGGAGCUCUUCUCUAGGCUGUCUGUGGUUGAUAAUCCGGAGGUGACAUGUCAUCUGGAGAUGAGCUACUUUGAGGUGUACAAUGAGAAAAUCCAUGACCUGCUCAUUGCCAGGGAUGAACAAAACCAAAAGAGGUGGCCUUUAAGGGUGAGGGAACAUCCAGUGAACGGGCCUUACGUAGCUGAGCUGACAACGAACGUGGUGAGCUCCUAUGCGGACAUUCAGGGUUGGCUGGAGCUUGGGAACAAGCAGCGAGCCACUGCAGCCACGGGGAUGAACGACAAGAGCUCCCGAUCCCACUCCGUAUUUACUCUGGUUAUGACCCAGACCAAGACUGAGUUUGUGGAGGGGGAAGAACAUGACCACAGGAUCACCAGCAGGAUCAACCUGGUGGACUUGGCUGGCAGCGAGCGCUGCUCCACAGCCCAGACCAGCGGAGACCGCCUCAGGGAGGGUGCCAGCAUCAACAAGUCGCUGCUGACCCUGGGGAAGGUGAUCUCUGCCUUGUCAGAGCAGGCCCAGACCAAGAGGAAGGUCUUCACCCCCUACAGGGACUCUGUGCUCACAUGGCUGCUGAAGGAGAGCCUGGGUGGAAACUCCAAGACGGCCAUGAUCGCCACCCUGAGCCCGGCGGGCAGCAACGUGGAGGAGAGCCUGAGCACGCUGCGGUACGCCAAGCAGGCCCGCAUGAUCAUCAACGUGGCCAAGGUCAACGAGGACACCAACGCCAAGCUCAUAAGAGAGCUGAAAGCUGAGGUGGAGAAGCUGCGGGCUGCUCAAAUGAGCUCUCAGGGCAUCGAGCCGGAGAAAAUUAACCUCUUCCAGCAGGAGAUCUUAGCUCUGAAGAGCCAGCUAACCCAGCAGGAGAGGGAGAUGGCCGAGGCCCACAGAGCGUGGAGAGAAAAGCUGGAGCAGGCAGAGAAACGCAAACGUGAGGAAACCAAAGAAUUACAGAAAGCAGGCAUCACGUUUAAGGUGGACAACCGGCUGCCCAACCUGGUAAACCUGAACGAGGACCCGCAGCUGUCGGAGAUGCUGUUAUACAUGAUUAAGGAGGGACAGACCAAGGUCGGCCAGCACAAGUCAGAGUCCACCCACGACAUCCAGCUGUCUGGGGCCCUUAUCGCAGACCACCACUGUGUCAUUUCCAAUGUGAAUGGUGAAAUCAGCAUCAUCCCCAUGGAAAACGCCAAGACCUUUGUCAACGGGAACCUGGUAUCUGAGACCACUGUCCUGCAUCAUGGUGACAGGGUGAUCCUGGGCGGGGACCAUUACUUCCGCUUCAACCACCCGGCAGAGGUGCAGUCUGGGAAACGCGUGUCAUGCUGGACGGGCGACGGAGAUGGCCAUAAGGACUUUGAGUUUGCCAAAAAUGAGCUGCUCUCCGCGCAAAGAGCGCAACUGGAAGAGGAGAUCGAGGAGGCCAGGCUGAAGGCCAAAGAGGAGAUGAUGCAGGGGAUCCAGGUGGCCAAAGAGAUGGCCCAGAAGGAGCUGUCGGACCAGAAGACUCAGUAUGAGAACAGGAUCAAAGCCCUGGAGAGAGAACUGGAGGAGGAGAGCGAAAGGAAGCGGUGUCAAGAGAUGGACCAGCAGCGGGUGGUCUCCAAGAUGGAGGAGCUGCAGGAUGCCAAGGUGGAGCUGGAGCAGGAAGUGGACACGCACAAGACACGUCUCCGCCUCCACAUGGAGGCCCAGGCCACACGGCAGGCCAUGGCCGAUCACGGUGUCCGACAGGCCAAGGUGGUGGAGGCCCUCGAGGCAGAGAAGAGGAAGAUCGGCAAAGAUCUUGAGGAGAUGCAAAGGAAAGUGGCGCAGAAAGGAAGCCAGACUCUGAAAAAUGUCCCUCCACAGUGGGACGCCAUGAAGCUGUCUCUGAUGAUCGAGGAAGCCAACAAGAUCAGUGGCAAACUCACGAAGAACACAGUUUUCAGCAGACACGAGGGGUCUGGGAAGGAGGGCAGAGGGGGAAAGGGAGAGCUGCAGGUCCAGGUGCAGAACACCAAACUGGGCAUCUCCACCUUCUGGACUCUGGAGAAAUUCCAGAGCAACCUGGCCGCCAUGAGGGAACUCGACCAGGGGGACAGCAGCGCCUGUAAAGAUGACGACGUGUUUUACGACCCCAAUGAUGAGUGGGAGCAAGAUAUAUCGGCUUCCUCAACCGCCUCCUCCUUCUCACGCAGAAGGAGCAGAAGCCUGUUGAAGAGCAGGAGGAUUUCAGGGCGUCUCUACGAAAUCCGAGUGCACCCUAUUCAAAGCCUUAACAGUAACACCUCACAGUCCUCUGGUCUGAUGGGUGUGGCCAAACCGCCCUCGCUGCACCCCAGCUCAUUAGGUUCCACCCUGCCGGGGAUCUGCAAACAUUUGAUUGGCCAGAUGGUGGGCCAGCUACGCUGGUGUCACAGCUACGAGGAGAGCAUUGCAGACAGGCUGAGCUCUGACCUCUACUGUGUGUACACAGCCGUGACGACCAUCUCCGGCCUGUACGAUGGCCUGGACGAUGACUGUCAGGAGAGUGUGUUUGUGUUAGAGGCUGAGGCUCCGACACAGCUGGUGAAGGCCACCUCGGCCAUCGAGAGAGCCGUGUUUAUCACCAUGCAGUGGGUGGCCAGCGUCAAGCCCAGAGCCGGACCCCUCUACACCGUCGCAGAGGAGCUCAAGACCCAAGUCAAGAGAAUGGGUGGUUACUUUCAGCUUCUCAUCCAGGGCUGUGACUCUGAGAUCUCGUCCAUGGUGACCGAGGCCCACAGGAAGAGUGGUCAGUGUCUGGACACGGCACUGCUGGUCAUCAGCCACCUGGCCGCGCUUACCGCCACCCAGCUCCAUUUGACCGAGCUGGGCUCUGAGGCCACAGGCAAGCGGUCUGUGGCCCUGUCUCUUUUGGAGGGGACUUGUAAAGGGGUGCACUCUCUCCUGGAAGAGGGUCUGACAAUCUCCAACGAGAUGCUGAGAGAUGCGCAGCUGGCCUAUCCCAGGACUCCGGUUUUGCAGAGCCUCAAGUCGAAGAUGCUGGACCUGUCCUGUGCUCUCCAGAGCUACAUCCACUGCCACAUGACGGAUAGGGAAGAAGGCUCCAAGAAGGGAGCUGAGGACCCUGAUCCCUCACAGCUCCACAGAGUGAGGAACACCGCAGCCAUGCUGUUCCAGCUCAACCAGGCAAUCAGGCAGCUUCACGCUGCUCUCUCUCUCGCCCUCCGAGGUAAUAGCAGUGACUCCAGCCUCGGUACCUGCCGAGAGGCUGUCUCCUCCUCCUCCAAGACCAUCGACAAAGUCAUUAACGGCCUCCCCAGGGGCGGCACAGGGCUGGCCACCACAUCAUCUAGCCUACAGCUGCCCUGCCUGGAGACUGUCAUGGCAGCCCGGGACGAGCUCCACUCUGCCCUGCAGUCCCUGAGUACCGCCUUCAACACGCAGGGCCUUGAAGAGAAGAGGGGGUCUUCUGGCUCAGAGAAGAGCACACGGGAAAGGGGUCAGGGGAAGGAGGGGACUCUGGUUGCUUCCGACAUGGGAAGGAACAGAGGAGCCCCUAAGCUUGUUUCUCUCUCUUCAGGAUUGUCUUCAUCUAAUGACGAAGCACAUUGGGUUUGAUGCGCAGGGGGUUGAUCAGCUGAUCAGGCACUUUUUCAGUAGGCAUGAAACUGCCGGAAAUGGGAAGGUAGUACAAUCUGAACUUGUCCAAUGAGGAACAAAUGUUUUCGGUUUCCGUUGCAUUUUUUUUUUGCUACAGUGUGCUCUAAUGAACACGACACAGAUGAUUGAUGUUAAAGGUUACAGGCUCAAUGCCAUUAAUAGAAAGAAUGAACAGAGAGAAUGAGUGUACAUCAAAGGUCUUUCUGUCCAAUUGCACUAAAACCCCAGAUGUAUACACUGAACAAAAAUAUAAUGUAAACGCAACAUGCAACAAUUUCAAAGAUUUUACUGAGUUACAGUUCAUAUAA